Messenger RNA from Durio zibethinus, 2133 nucleotides. RefSeq names its product maltose excess protein 1, chloroplastic-like. The record is from RefSeq and is a predicted model, not a curated record. Lineage: Eukaryota; Viridiplantae; Streptophyta; Magnoliopsida; Malvales; Malvaceae. Gene Ontology annotation, cellular component: chloroplast envelope. Gene Ontology annotation, molecular function: maltose transmembrane transporter activity.
CCUAAUCAUCCCUGUCCCUCCCAACAAAAACACUUUCAUUCUUCAUUCCACUCUCUCAAAUUCAAUAAAAACAAUCUUCAAAUUUUUUUCUUUCAAUGGCUGAUUCUUUGUUUCUCCCUUUGGCUGCCAAGGUUCCCAAUGAUCAUUCUUCUUUGAUUUUCCGAAACUGCCCUUUCCCUUCACGCUUAUUGCCAUCCAACUCCUUCUCUUUGCAAUUGAAUGAGAGUAAGAAUAAGCUCAAUGAGUUGGCUCUUAGUCAAUACUCGCUCCUUCCACUCCCCCACCGACUCGGACCGAUUCGUGCCCUUGACUCGGACGUUCCUCGCCCGUUUCACAAGGGAUCAGUGAAUUUUAAGAGUACAAAGAGCUAUGAGGAAUGGGAUUCAUUGACUGCAAAGUUUGCCGGGGCUUCAAAUAUACCAUUUUUAUUACUUCAAUUGCCUCAGAUCAUCCUCAACGCGUGCAAUCUUCUGGCAGGGAAUAAGACUGCCCUUCUGGCUGUACCAUGGCUGGGAAUGUUCACCGGUUUGCUUGGAAACCUUUCACUGCUUUCUUACUUUGCCAAGAAAAAGGAAAAGGAGGCAGUUGUGGUGCAAACACUAGGAGUGGUAUCCAUAUAUGUGGUUAUCACUCAACUUGCAAUGGCAGAAGCUAUGCCUCUCCCUCACUUUGUGGCCACUUCCGUUGUUAUUGGUGCUGGGCUCAUUUUAAAUUUUUUGAAUUACUAUGGCAUGCUCAAUGCAACAAUCUGGCAAUUUUGGGAAGAUUUUACUACUGUUGGUGGACUUUCAGUGCUUCCCCAGAUAAUGUGGUCCACAUUUGUCCCAUACAUACCCAAUAGCAUCUUGCCAGGGGCAAUAGCAUUUGUUCUAGCUGUAGUGGCUGUAACUAUGGCACAUAUGGGCAAACUUUCAGAGGAAGGUGUCAAAUUUGUGGGAGCUAUUUCUGGAUGGACGGCAACUCUUCUUUUUAUGUGGAUGCCAGUUUCACAAGUGUGGACAAAUUUCCUGAAUCCUGAUAACAUCAAAGGCCUAUCAGCAUUUUCAAUGUUGCUUGCUAUGAUUGGAAAUGGACUUAUGAUUCCACGUGCACUAUUCAUUCGUGAUUUUAUGUGGUUCACUGGUUCUACUUGGGGAACGCUCUUUUAUGGUUACGGGAAUAUUGUAUGCUUAUACAUUUUCAACUGUAUCAGCCGGGACUUCUUCUUUGCCGCAACAGUCGGUUUAAUUUCAUGGCUAGGAAUGGCUUUAUGGAGAGACUCUGUUGUACAUGAAUAUGACUCACCAAUAAGAUCAUUGAAAGAGUUGGUUUUUGGAUCAUAAGUCGAAGCCAGUUGUGACAAUGCCAUGGGUUGGAAUGACACAAAAGUGAUCUGGUUGCAUGAUCUGGAUCUUGAAAUAUUCUGUUUUUGCCGAGAUUCCAAUUAUGCUGCCAGCACAGUUUUCCAAGUGCCAACUAAAGAGUUACCAAAUGGACAAAUGUUCCUAAUUUCCAUUGAUUUCAUUUGCAAAGAUAAAUGGAAUGAUCAUUUGUAAUUAGUACUUGAAUUCAUGCAUUUGUAUGACCUAUACUUUUCCCUUUGCAACAGACACUGAGUGCAUAGUCUGCAUUAUUGCUUCAAUUAAUUCCUAUGUUAUUUUAAAAUGAAGAAACCCUUUUCCUGUUUAAAGGGAAUGAAGACAACAUAGAUUAUAAAUCAAAGAACAUAAAUCGCAAGCGCAUGAUAUACAAUCACUGUCUGCUUCUGUGCCGCUUCUUCUGAGCUGACUGUGAUAUUAAGAAACACAGUUUCUCUCUUCAUGGGUUGCUCGGCUUUGUUAUUUCCGCCCGAAUUCUUCUCUGACAGAUUUUGUAGACGUUGGACUUGAUCUAAGAUAUUUAUUUAAAUGGUCCGGAUGGGUGUUUAUACUUAUUCGUUGAGCUAGUUAAAUUGCUAUUUUAGGAAAUUUUUUUUCAAAAAUUUAAUGAUUUCCUUAUUUAAGUUCAUUGAUAUGGAGUUUCUAAUGCAUAACUCCAAUAUCUCAUUCAUGUAUAGGCAACUGUUGAGGAUGGAUUAGAUAGCUAGUUAGGUAGUUCGGGUUCUUUCUUUUGUCACGAGUUCUGUUAAAGAUCUUGCCUAAGAUCAUUUUCUUA